This is a messenger RNA of Coregonus clupeaformis (lake whitefish), 1057 nucleotides long. RefSeq names its product synaptophysin. Bases 236 to 856 code for a protein of 206 amino acids. The record is from RefSeq and is a predicted model, not a curated record. Gene Ontology annotation, cellular component: synaptic vesicle; synaptic vesicle membrane; presynaptic active zone. Lineage: Eukaryota; Metazoa; Chordata; Actinopteri; Salmoniformes; Salmonidae. The transcript is spliced from 6 exons.
UUUUAUUUGGGGUGACCAAAAUGUGCAAUUUUCAGACAACUCCAGCAAGUCUGUGCGUAAAACUCCAAGAAGAGGAGGUUUGUACAAGUUGGUACUGCAUUUAGGACACGACUUAUCGGAACAUAUUUUUUACGUUGUCCUGUGAAUUCAGAUGCCUCAUGUAUCUAUCUACCUAUUUAAAAAUCCUCCCUGACUAUUUGGAAACAACUAAGCCACUUGUUCUUGAACCAUCGACAUGUUCACGCGCGGAUCUAAAAAGCGACGGUCGAAUCGCUCGAUCUUUGCUAUCUUUGCUUUCUCGACAUGCGGCAGCUACUCUGGCAUGUUCAAGAUGAGUGUGGAGAGUAAAAACCGGUCAGAGAGUGACCUGAGCAUUGAGGUGACGUUUGAGUAUCCAUUCAGGCUACAUCAGGUGUACUUCGAUGCCCCAACCUGUAAGGGGGAAAGCCCUGAGCGUCUGUUCCUGAUCGGAGACUACUCCUCCUCAGCUGAGUUCUUUGUCACCGUCGGUGUCUUCUCCUUCAACCUUUUGGGAGACGCACAGAGAAGGAACAAGAAAGAGACCUUGAGAUUAAGGCAGCUCCAAGCAAACCUGUGGUUUGUGUUCAAGGAGACCGGCUGGAUGGCAGCCUUCGGAGGCACAUAUGCACCUUCCCAGGAGAAGGCGCCUGCUCCAGAGUCCUUUGGCCAGGAAGGUUAUGGGCAAGAGGGCUACGCACAGCAGGGGGACGCCUAUGCCGGCACCCAGGGAGGCUACCAGCCCGACUAUGGCCAGGGCGGCUACACCGAGGGAGGCGGAGACUAUCAGCAGGGGGGAUACGAACAACAGCCCACCUCCUUCGCCAAUCAAAUGUGAGCUGGUCCACCCUACAGCAGCUGGAAGAUGGGCCACCAUGUGAUUUGGGUGUGUGGUGCCUGACCACCAUCCACAAUUCCACACUCCUCUGUUUGUCUGUUUGUGCAUCUGUGAGUUGACAAGAGGAGGGAGGGAGGGAUGGAAGAAGGUGGGGUCUUGGGAGGGGAAUUUAGCAACACCGUGUCCAUUUUGGGUUAUUUU